Striga hermonthica is the source of this 1707-nucleotide messenger RNA. Lineage: Eukaryota; Viridiplantae; Streptophyta; Magnoliopsida; Lamiales; Orobanchaceae. The record is from the annotation of a GenBank genome assembly.
AUGAGAGGCCGCCGCCGCCCGACGGAUUCACUGCCCCCUGACCGCCGCCCCCCUCCACCCACUCCCACCAACACCGCCGCCGAUCCGUGGCAGUUCCUUGCCACACCUGUCCCCGGCCGCGAUUCCGACGCUAGCUUCUGCAGCAGCCGCCCCUCCACCGACCUCCCCAACUUUUCCGACCGCUCCCACCAACUCUCCGCGCUCAGGACCAUCAACUCCUACCUCGCCUCCCAAUCCGCCCCCUUCGCCCUCAAGCCCUCCCUGCCCUCCGCCAAGGACAUCACCGAAACCCUAAAGCUCCUGCUGCAGCGCCUCGGGUUCGUCUCACAGAAGCUCGACGAAGAUCUCAGCCACGCGCUGAAAUUUCUCAAAUGCCCCUUCAAACUGAACAAAUCCGCCCUGCGUGCCCCCGGCACUCCCCAUACAUGGCCCAACUUGCUCGCCGUCAUUCACUGGCUUGUCCAGAUAAUUAAGUACAGAGAUUACAUGAUGACCUCUGCCCCUAGCUUUGAGGGUGAUAAAAUGUUCAUGUACACUGUGAACAGCUACCUGCUCUUCAUCACGGGAGAUGAUGACAAAAUAGAUGCCCUGGAUGAAGACUGUAUUAGGGAGAUGAGUGACUGGAAGGAUACGUUGGAGGAGAGAGUGAAGGGCUUCGAAGGAACAGUGAAGGAAUUGGAGUCGAAAUUGGAUGGUAUGAAGGCAGGGCCGAGUCAGAAAGAACGUCUGGAACAGGAAAAGGCUGUGUUAGAGAAGGAUAUUACGAAAUUCCAAAUUAUGAUCGAGCAGCUAUCGAGCCAUCUAAUGGAGGUGCAGAAGAAAUUGGAGGAGAAGGGUAACGCGCUGGAGGCGAAAGUGGAGGAUAGGAAGAGGAUUUGUGAGGAGAAUGAGGAGUUAAAGAAGAGGAUUGAGGAGCAAGGGAUUAAUUUGAGAGAUGCCGAAAGAAUGAAGAGGGAGUUGCAGGCUGUGGAGAGGGAUAUCGUGGAGACCGAGUCUGCAAGAAAUGGCUGGGAGGAGAAGAUAUGGGAGCUCGAUUCGGAGAUUAACCAUAAGUUUAAGGAGCUCGAGCGGUUGGUGAUGGAAGGCAACCAAGCUACCAGAAGGUUGAAGAUUGGGAAUGGAUUUCAAUAUCAGUUGAAUUCCAUUGGAUCCUCACCAUCUGAGGUGCUGGGGUUAGACUACAAAACAGUACUGAAGCCUGCACUUGCCUCGUUUAGUGAGGACAUCAAAAGAAGUUCAAUGGGGAAGUUGGAGGAGUUGAUUUCUCUUCGGCAACAGUCAGGUGAAAAUACUGCUAAGCUUGAGGAGAGACGCAAUCAUGUUGCAUCCCUUCAGUCGCAUAUUGAUGAGGUUGAGGCUCAGUUGAACAUGAUCAGGAAAGAGAAGCAUGAAUAUGCAUCUAGAUGUGCAGCAGAAGCAAGAAAACUGGCAGAUGAAGUUGAGCUGGAGGCUCAUAGUAUUUCUAUUGUUGAAAAUGAAGCUGCAGAGUUUCUGAAGACUUCAAAGGCAGAAUUGGAAGCAACAAUAGCACAAACUGAGGAAGAAGUUAAAUUGUGCGCUGAGGAACUCUUUCUCAUGAUCAAUUCAGUGUCGAAAUAUAAAGAAUAUGUGGCAUUGAAAAUUGCUGGGAUGAGGAAUGACCUUCUAGAAACUGCUGGUGCUGUAGCUGACAUGUACAAAGGGACAUCGUCCUCCACAGGGAUCUGA